UGUUUAUUGAAGGAGCGCUGGCGUCUCUGGGCUGUCGCGAACAGGCCCCCAAUGCGGAGGAAGGGCGGUUACGCCGAGAAACGCGCACGCACAGGACUACAUGUCCCGGCAGGCCUCGGGAGCAGGGGCCCAGUGCCUUGUGGGGGUUUUAGUUCUCUGAACCCAGAAGCGGCGGCGCUUGGCUGGCGAAAGACUCGGUUUCCCAGAGGACCGAGCGCGGCGUCCCGGCAGGCGGCGCGACCAAGAUGGAGGCGGCCAAGCCACGCACUCACCCCAGCUGAGCGGCCAAAAGGGGCUGUGUGGGGACGACCGCGCCUGUGCCGUGAGGACCUGCCUCGGGGCUCCACCUGCCUGGCCACCCACCCAGCCAGUGCGCCAGUGUCCGCCACAGGCACCAGGGAAGAAGGGAGGUGUGGUGUUGGCCCUCCGGACAGAUGGCUCAGGCAGGAGUGGGUGAGGCCGAAGGCGAGGCGGAGCGGGGGACAGAGUCGGACACCCUGCCUUCUGACAUGGUCUCCCUCAGCGACUCUGACACAGACCUCAGUCUGCCUGGCAGUGCUGAGGUGGAAGCACUGUCCCCAGAGGGCCUGCGCGGCGAGGCUGAGGGGGAUUCAGGCCCCGAUGAGCCCCCCUCACCCCCGGCGGGCCUGCCUGGAGCCACUGUCCAGCCCUUCCACCUGAAAGGCAUGAGCUCCACCUUCUCCAAGCGUAGCCACGACAUCUUCGACUGCCUGGAGGGGGUGGCCCACACCAGCAGGGGUGACAGUGGGGGCUUCAAGCAGCCCCUGUCACCCCCAGACCAGUCUCCGAUGGAGGGCCCGGGCAGGGCUAUUUGGAGCCCUGUCCCUCCAAGGGUGCCCUCCGUCCCUGACUAUGUGACCCACCCUGAGCGUUGGACCAAGUACAGCCUGGAGGAUGUGGCUGAGGGCAGCGAGCAGAGCAACCGGGCUGCAGCCCUGGCCUUCCUGGGCUCCCGGAGCCCGGCUGCGUCCCCUGACUACGCACCCUCCUUCAACCAGGAUCCCUCCAGCCACGGGGAGGGAAGGAUCCUCUUCUCCAAGCCAGCCCGAGCCAGCGAGGCCAGGCCCGGGAGGAACCGAGUCCUGAGGAAGGCAGGAGUGCCAGGUGCAGCCGAGGACACCGUGAAGCUGGCCCACCUGGCCGCGAGCCCAGAGACUGAGGAGAGCGGCCCCCGGGGGGGACUGCAGGAGGUGGGGAGGCCUGGGGGGCCUUCCAGUGGGGGCCCCGCGCCAGUGGAGACUGUCGGCUUCCGUGGCAGCAGGAAGCGGAGCAGAGACCACUUCCGGAGCAAAGACGGCAGCCCCGAGGGCCCAGGAGGCGAGGCCUGAGGUGGAACUGCCGUCCCGGGCCUGGCCGCCUGAGCCGCAGGCCGCACAGGGGCAGACCGGGCAGUGCCCAGCCCGGGGCAGCCAGCCAGGCCCGACCCCGAGGCCAACCCACCCGGUGGCUGGUCUUUGGAAGGAAGACGCUGCCUGGGGCAGCUCCCUGGGUCCAGGUGGAGGAGAGGCGGCACAGACAGCCCCUGGGAAGGAAGCCUGGUGGGCACGGCCUGCAGGUGGGCCCUGGUGUCGAGGCCCCCUGCCUGGGAAGCCCUGCUGUGACUGCCCUGUGGGGGACAGUAAAGGUUUUGGGUGUUCA
This is a messenger RNA of Trichechus manatus latirostris (Florida manatee), 1659 nucleotides long. It is a transcript of the gene TSSC4, whose product is annotated as tumor suppressing subtransferable candidate 4. Lineage: Eukaryota; Metazoa; Chordata; Mammalia; Sirenia; Trichechidae. The record is from RefSeq and is a predicted model, not a curated record. The coding region runs from base 435 to 1349 and encodes 304 amino acids. The transcript is spliced from 3 exons.